AUGGCCAGAUACGAUUUACCUUUGUUCUAUAUCCUGCGGGGUGUACAGGCCGUUUUUGCCGUCAUCGUAUUGGGCUUAACAGGACAUGCUGUAAAUGUAACCGAUGGCCACUGGUGGGAUACCGUCAAUUUCAUGCUAUUCAACGGUGUCUGGACAAUCUUCAUCGUCGUUCCAUAUUUCAUCCUGGCGCCGAGGUUUUUGCCUGUGAUCGCCCAUUGUUGGAUUCUCGUGGCCGUGGAUGCAGUCACCAUGAUCUUCUGGUUUGCUGGUUUCAUUGCUUUGGCUGUUGAUCUUGGUGACGCUCGGGGCUGCUCCAACUGGUCACCGUGCCAGGGAUUGCAAGCUGCGGCGGCGUUUGGUGCUUUCAACUGGGUUUUGUUCUUGGCCACAACCGUUCUGAACACCAUGGGCGCUCUCCGAAGGGAUUCUGCUCCUGGCCCUCAGCCUCCUACUGCCCAUGUGCCUUGA
Messenger RNA from Aspergillus mulundensis, 468 nucleotides. RefSeq lists its product as uncharacterized. NCBI's taxonomy places the organism in Eukaryota, Fungi, Ascomycota, Eurotiomycetes, Eurotiales, Aspergillaceae. Gene Ontology annotation, cellular component: membrane. The record is from RefSeq and is a predicted model, not a curated record. The coding region runs from base 1 to 468 and encodes 155 amino acids. The transcript is spliced from 3 exons.